AUGCAACGGCCCUUCAAAGCUUCAAGACUUUUCACUGAGCAGUCAAGAUUCUUUAUGGGUUCUGGCAAGGAUUUGCGACUUCUCAAGCAGAACUGCUCUGCGAACCUAGAGCGAAUUGAAUCAAACGACCACUUCUUCUGCUACACGUCUGGUCGUUGGCUAUACAAUGAGUCGCUCCAACUCAAAAAGCGAUACAUCAGAUUCAAUGUUCCAGCUCUGCAGCAGAUUGCUGGCCGUAUAGCCAGCAGUCAGUGUGUCGAAAUGACAAAAAUACCGGAGGGGCUAUACAACAAGGUGUUCUCUUUGAGAAUGGAGAAUGGCAGGGAGAUCCUGGCGAGAAUCCCAAACCCCAAUGCUGGUCAUCCCCAGCGUGUGGUCGCUAGUGAAGUCGCAACACUUGAUUUUCUUCGCAAUGUUCUCGAUGUCCCGGUUCCCAGAGUUCUUUCCUGGAGCUCUCCGUCUCAGCCAAACAUGGUGGGUGCAGAGUAUAUACUCAUGGAAAGAGUCAAAGGACGCCAGUUAAGUGAGGUCUGGGGUGCCAUGUCUGAAGCUCAACACUUUGGUCUGGUGAAAAGCCUCGUGGAAAUCGAGCGAAAGCUGGUGAAUGUCAAGUUCUCGCUCCAUGGCAGCUUGUACUAUAAAAGUACAGGCUAUCAUGGCAGAGAUGUUGUUGAUCCAACUGAACCAGCAAAGGAGGUUGCAUCGGAUUUCAUCAUCGGUCCCACAACCCAGCGGUCCUUUUGGGAAGACGGAAGAGGAGAGUUAGAUAUUGAUCGGGGGCCAUGGGGGACCGCCCAGGAAUACCUUUCAUCCGUCGCAAACCGCGAGAUCGCCCUGAUCCAAAAUUUCGUCCCUAGCAAGUCUAGCAACACGUCUGCACUACUGGGGAAAACACAAGAGGCACUUGAUGAGCAUGUCCAUCUUCUUGGACAGUUCCAAAAAGUGCUGCCUCACAUACUACCACCACAAGAAACGCUUCGUCCCGUUCUGCUGCACCAUGAUCUCCAUGCGGACAAUAUAUUUGUUGAUUCCUCAGACCCAACAAAAAUAUCAAGCAUAAUCGAUUGGCAGGCAGUCUUCGCCGCCCCGCUCUUCAUGCAAGCAAGAUUCCCUUCGGUCUUUGAUUGCGAUGAUCCCUACCCAUGGGGUGCUGUCCAACCCAAGUUACCGCAGGAUUUCGAUGCCCUCACGCAAUCGGAGAAAGAGUUGGCUGAAGAGACCCUUGUCCGGCUUAGGCUGAAAAAGUUCUACGAACUCGCCUCGAGAAAAUUCAACCAGCCUCUCGUGAUGGCCAUGGACGCCAUGAGAAAUGACGACGAUCCCACUACCUUCAUAUUCCAUAUUGUUGGGCAAUCUUCGCAGGACGGUCCAGUCCCGCUCAAAGAGCUCCUGAUACAAAUAUACGAGAACUGGGAUCGAAUCAUGGAGCGCCGAGGCUUGGCGACUCCAUGCCCAUGCCCUAUUUCUUUCUCCAAAGGCGAAAUUGACAAGAGCCGACAACGGGUAAAAGAAUGGGCGGAUGCAUAUGGCGAAUUUGAAUGCUUGCGAGCUGAUAUCGCGGGUCAGGAUGGCUGGGUCGCACAUGAGGAAUACGAUGAAGCCAUGCGCAGGUGGGAUGACAAUAGAGCUACCUUGGAACUUCUUCGAGAACGAGUAGAUAAGUUGCUGCUAUAG
Messenger RNA from Aspergillus mulundensis, 1674 nucleotides. RefSeq names its product aminoglycoside phosphotransferase family protein. The record is from RefSeq and is a predicted model, not a curated record. Lineage: Eukaryota; Fungi; Ascomycota; Eurotiomycetes; Eurotiales; Aspergillaceae. The transcript is spliced from 3 exons. Gene Ontology annotation, cellular component: mitochondrion. Bases 1 to 1674 code for a protein of 557 amino acids.